AUGCUUCCCAAUUCUCCCGUUGAUAACAAAAUCUUUACUGAGAGAGAGAAGCAGAUUAUUAUUUUCCGUCUUAAGGAUAAUCUAACCGGUAUUGAAACUAAAGUGUUCAAAUGGAGCCAAGUUAAGGAAGUGUUUUUCGAUCCAAAGACGUAUUUCUUCUUCCUCAUUAGUUUCUUCGGUAACAUUCCCAACGGCGGUCUUUCCAACUUCGGUACCCUGAUUAUUCAAGGUUUCGGUUUCUCUACUUUAGUCACUACUCUUAUGCAGAUUCCCAAUGGUGCAGUCAUUUCCGGAUCUAUUCUGUUAGCUGUGUUUUUGAAUAACAGAUUUAAGAACCGUCGUGUGCUGUUUGCUGUUCUGUUUAUUAUUCCCAACAUAGUCGGUGCUUUUGGUCUGUACUUUAUUCACGACAGUCACCGAAUCGGCAGACUCAUCUGUUACUACCUGACUGGUCCUUAUAACGCAGCGUUUGUGCUACUGCUAUCGGUGACCACUGCCAAUACUGCCGGCCAUACUAAGAAGGUCAUGACCAAUGCCAUUCUGUUCAUGGGGGUCUGUGUAGGAAAUAUUGCUGGUCCAUUUUUCUACAAGACCGACCAAGCUCCUAAAUACCCUCUUGGCAUGGGUUCUCUCAUCUUCUCCAAUAUUUCUGAGGCCGUGCUCAUUGCCGUGUUGGGUCUACAUCUCUACAGACAAAACAAGAAACGCGACAGAGACUAUCCUGCUCAGGAACUCGACCAUGAUGGAACUGGUGCUUUCUUGGAUCUGACUGAUAUCCAGAAUAAGAACUUCAGAUACAUCUACUAG
Sugiyamaella lignohabitans is the source of this 807-nucleotide messenger RNA. RefSeq names its product Thi73p (gene THI73). Bases 1 to 807 code for a protein of 268 amino acids. NCBI's taxonomy places the organism in Eukaryota, Fungi, Ascomycota, Dipodascomycetes, Dipodascales, Trichomonascaceae. The transcript has a single exon. The record is from RefSeq and is a predicted model, not a curated record. Gene Ontology annotation, cellular component: membrane. Gene Ontology annotation, molecular function: transmembrane transporter activity.